UUAAUUUACGUUUGUGACUUAAAUAACAUUAAAAAAACUUAUUUUAAGGCAAACUAUGAUCGUUUUCUAACCCUAAGCAAGUCGUUCUGUUGCACUGUUGUUUAGCUUUGUUUCAAUUUACAACGAGUUUAAAACUGCUUCUGUAAUCCGUGACAAAAUACCCUUGAAGCGUAAUUGAGAACGCAGUUUAGUUACACGAGAAGGUCAUUCUGCAGGAGACAGGGUUGGGGAGUCAUAUGAGCCACAACCGCGUCAACAUUGAAAGCCAUUUUGUGGUGAUUGAAAGUUCUCAAUACGCUUUUUUUUUGCUACCAAAACAUGUUUUGAGGUUCAACCCCCGGCCCUAUUUAUGAAAAACGAGACAUCUUUUACAGGGUGACAUGCGAGGCUACAUUUAUAGUUUGACAUUCAAGCUAUAGUGUUCAGCAGUCCAUAGAAAAUGAUUUGAAAUCCAUUACAUUUCUUCUUAAAGCGAUCGAAAAGAGAGGGGAUAGACGCUUCCCUUGGCAGAUGCUGGGAGGAGAUACUAACAGGUUCUUCCUCAAGUCAAAUUUGAGAUUGUUUGUCUGACAUCAGUUGGUGAGUGAUGCUUUUUGACGCUGGGGGUGGGGGUGUUGGCUGCCACAUCCGCACCAACAGGUACUUUAAACUCAAGCCUGAUGUGUUGUUUCAAGGUUACUGACCAGACUGUCUCAGCUGUAAGUGGGAUCUCUACCUUAUUUAUCAUCAUUUGAGGUAUUUGUAACAUAACUUCUCUCAUUUAAGAUAUGAAAUUAUGGAGGAUUAUACAAUCCUGCUCAAGCUUUAAGAGUUCGAUAAGUUAAGAAAGAAGUUUGAAUCUGAACCCUGUGUUUUCUUCGUAGCUUCAUGUCACAGAGGAACACUAUAAAUACCCAUGCAAUAUACAGUAUAUAUAGAAGAGUGGUUAUUUAAUCCUAAGCAAUGGAAAUUCAUUGUGACCUUCACUUGUAUUGUUGAUCCUCGGUUAUUAUUAACAUUUUUAAUUUCUGGAUGACAAAUGUAUAAUUUCUUUGCAUGAGAUUUACCCCAACACACUAAAAUAUAGGCAGUUAUUUCCCUUCAUAUCCGUUUGCUUUGUCAAUUUUGGUGCAGUGCAUUCGAAGCACCGAUGGGUGCGAAGGCAGCAGGAAGUGUGUUUUGGGCCGUCUUUCUGGUGCUGCUUCCUGUGGCAGUUAAACUAUCAUCACCCACGUGUGUGUCCUACAGAAUCAGAAACACAUGUGGCUUAAAGGGCUCAUCCGUAGAGUUUCCCUGCUCCUUCCCCAAUGAUACUCAAGUCAUCUCAAUUUCAGGAUGGAACAAAAGAUUGCACCCUAACAGGAAACUUGUACCCUUGAAACAGACGCGAGCUUAUUUGUUUCGAAAGAACUUCCUCGAACGUGGAAACAAUGACUGCACGUUGAAACUGACAGACAUAAAAAAGACUGACACAUCCAGUUUCCAUUUCGUGUACCAUUUUAGAAAUGUUAAAGGUGCGACGGUGACAUGUGGAGGCGCCCCUGGUGUGAGGCUUGAGGUCUUUGAGUCUCCUGUGAAACUCCUGGUGGACAAGUUUGUUAGGAGAAAGGAUCAUACAGUGAUAGAGAGUCAGAAGGUAGUGCUGACUUGUGUCCCCACCUGUGCUACCAAUCUGAACUCCAACCCAGGCUACAUCUGGUACAAGAACACACUGCAAUUAAAUGGCAGCAGAGCAAACUCACCUUCUCUGUCUUUGGACCCAAUCAGUAUUGAGGAUACGGGCAGUUAUGUCUGCGCCAUGAUUGGCUACAAAGACCUCCCCUCGUCUCCUGUCAAUCUCACCGUCCAGAGAAGACCCGUAAACAUGUUGUUGCCUGCAAUCCACGACGAUGGAUCAAAGAAGGACUGCGUACAGACUCAGAACUCCACAGACCAAAUCUUCAAUAACUACCUGACACCCAAAAGCAAAAGCAUGUUUACGUUCUCGGUAACGUGUAUAGUCAGUGUUUGCAUGGGAUGGGUAAUUGUAAUAAUUGUGGUUAUACUAGUCAGAGCAAAGAAGAAGAAGAACGAGAAGAACAGAAGGUGUUCUGGUUCAGUCCCUGGGCCUCCCGACCCCAACAGCGACUCCUACAUGGCACUGGAUAUUGAAUCCAUGUCUGCUGAAUAUGGCACACUGAGCACAGUGCGACGCUGCUCGGCUGCUGAUCCUGUUUAUGAGAACUUACAACAUAACCCCCUGAGAUGAGAGAGAGGUUUUAAAGCAGCCCAGUACAACAUGUUAUAUUCCAUGUGUAUACCUUUCAUAUUAUUUCCACUGUGUACCACAAGUUUUUUUAAUUGUUAUCAGUUUGGCAUGUGCAACUAAAGUUCAUUUAUUACAAUAUGUAAAUUAACUUGAUUUGAAUGCAAGGGGGAACCCUUAGGUCUGAAAAGUCUUCACACCUUCCGGCGCAGACUGAACACUCACCUGUUUCCACUGCACCUCGGCGAAUGAAGAAAACAAUAUAACUGUUCUUUGUAUGUUGCACUUGUAUUGGUUUGGCUUAUUUAUAGC
Molecule: messenger RNA, 2536 nt
Organism: Cottoperca gobio
Lineage: Eukaryota; Metazoa; Chordata; Actinopteri; Perciformes; Bovichtidae
Exons: 2
Coding region: 1130-2227 (365 amino acids)
Source: RefSeq, a predicted model, not a curated record